Molecule: messenger RNA, 1878 nt
Organism: Penaeus vannamei (Pacific white shrimp)
Lineage: Eukaryota; Metazoa; Arthropoda; Malacostraca; Decapoda; Penaeidae
Product: probable G-protein coupled receptor AH9.1
Biological process (GO): G protein-coupled receptor signaling pathway
Cellular component (GO): membrane
Molecular function (GO): G protein-coupled receptor activity
Source: RefSeq, a predicted model, not a curated record
UGGUCCCUGCCCGCCUUCCCGCCAGUCGUCCGUCGUCUGUCGGGAGAAGAGGUCGCGGAUGCCAGGGGUGCGCUCCCACUGGCACUGGAGGCAAGUUGGGUUAUAUUCUUCCAUUUUUGCUGAUUGUGAAAGAACCGAAAAGCGGUCUUUGAUUCCCGAGACGGAAAAGAUAUCCGUUUUUUUCCUUCCUCUGAGUGAAUCUCCCUCCUCCCUGCUCACCACGUCACUGCAACAUGACCCUUAUGGAUGGACCUUUUGGGUUGCCACCUUUAUGGAGUGGAAGUGUCGCCCUGGGUCCCAGAGAGAAUGACUGGCAGCAGGAGCAGGUGGCAAGGACCCGAUUUAUCGCGUAUGGCGUGGUCGCGCCCAUCUCUGUCGCCGUGGGCAUCGUCGGCAAUCUCUUCACCAUCAUUCUGCUUCGCCAGCCGCAGUUCAGAGGGGUGACGUUCACCUACUUCCUGGUGCUUGCUCUGAGUGACCUGCUCUCCCUCUGCAUGGUCGUGUCCAUGUUAGUGCAUUUCCAACAUGAAAAGACGCUUGCCUUCUCCACGGCCGUGUGGUACGCACACUUCGAGGUGUUUCUGGUUAACAUGCCCAUGAGCGUCUCGGUGCUGGUCGUGGUGUUCAUCACAGUGGACCGCUUCUACUCAGUGUGUCGCCCCACGCACUUCACAGCCAUCCACACGGAACGCUGUGCUAGACUAGCCAUUGCAGGCUCAGUUGCAUUCUCAGUUCUGGUGUGGCUACCCACGUGUUUCCUCAUGCAACCGGUGGAGUGCGUCGAGCCCAAGUGCACCCCUCCUGACAACCGGACGUGGUGGGUGGUGCACUUCAACUCGAAGCUUUUUCCUGAGGACUGGUAUCGCCCGUACGCGUGGGUGAGGCAGGCCUUGCUGUCCUUCAUCCCCAUCAUCCUUCUGGUCGUCCUCAAUGCCCUCACCAUGAGGGGCUUUCUGCGACUGCGGGCCAGGAGGAACGAGAUGGCUAGGAGCUCCGCCAGUGGCAGUCUGCAGCUCACCGUCUCGUCAACUGCAGAGAGAAGGCACCGCAAGGAGCAGCACCUCAUCUCGCUGCUGGUGGCCGUCAUGAUCACCUUCAGCGUGACCAUGCUGCCCUCGGGGAUAUUCAAUGCAAUUCAUACAGACAACCCUAAACACGAGACGACCUACGAGGUCUUCAGAGCUGUGGGAAACAACCUCGAAAUCCUCAGCCAUGCUAUUAAUUUCUACAUGUACAUCUUGUGCAGCAGAACCAUCAGAGUGGCGCUGAAGAACAUCUUUCGGCGCCGCCGGCAGGUCUCCCUCGCCGGAGCCUCAGUGUCAAGAGUGCUGAUCGCGGUGCAACAGCUGGCCAAAAAUAACGGGAGAGGAAAGACGCCUUCUGCGGAGCCCACAAGGACCGCAGGAUAUGCUGACACUGAAGAGUUAAGGGAGCAAGCAAAUGAAACUUAGGCUGUUAUUGCAGCCUCAGAAAGAAACCUAACACAGACAGUGUGAAUGUGGGAGAAUAUCUUUCACUAGAAAGAGCAUCAUAAGCAGUGAGGCAGAUGGUGCCAGGACCUCCCUAGUUCUCAUCCCCUUGGAUGGACCCAGUGUAGCCGGGUCCCUGUGCUCAUGAUGCAGAGGGCACAAUGCCGGCAAUCAGAUCCCUCUGCUUAGCCAGAACACCCUUGCAUAGCACAAUGGCAGCUUUCCUCAUUUCCAAAAUAAACAUGAAUUUGUCUGUGAAUGCUGUCAAUACUCCUUUUUGAAAAUGGUCAACAUGAAUAAGUAAUAGUGCGAGAAACUGUGAUACAAAUACAUUCACAAAUAUGGGUGCAUGUGCAUACAUGACUAUAUGCACAUUAUCAUGUUUUAAAGUAAAACAUUAAACCAAACA